GGCAGCGCAAGAGGAGACGGGAGGGCACACGCACAGGGCCGCACGUGCCCGCAUCCCACACGCAGGCUGACUCCGUCCCAACACCCACGCACUGCCUUUCAAACAAGCUGGCACGGACACCCUGACAGUUUACAACACCGUCACACCCCUCGUGCUUGCAGGCGCCCGCGCGCGCGCGCGCGCGCGCACACACACACACACCCCUUCCACCGACCGCUCCCACCAGGACCCCAGAGUUGGACGCGCUGCAGAGCCUACCACCACCACCCCCCACCCCCGCCCCUCCUCCUGGAGUGCUGGGUUUUUCCAGCCGGAGCCUCACUCCCUCUACUGCAAUCUCGGGGAAAUUGGUGUCUGACGCGGCUGCUCCAGCACGUUAUUUAUUGAUUUACUCUGUCCCCCGGGGAGACCCUCCUGUCAGGAGAGCUGCGACCCGGAACUGAGGGAGGCGGGAAGCGGCGGGGCCACGGGUGGCGGGGCAGAGGGGAUGGAGACGAGGACGGUUCAGCAGCCCCCGCCCUGCUCAUCAAGCUCCGGGAGCCCCGCAGGGGCCACCCGGCAGGAGGCCAGAAGAGUGGAGGGAGACUCCAGCAGGAGGGGACAGGAGGCAGCGCUUCGCGACCGAGCCCCCCUGAGCCAGCAGCGCCGGCUCAGACAGGCCACCCAGUUCCUGCACAAGGACUCUGCCGACCUGCUCCCCCUGGACAGCCUCAAGAGGCUCGGCACCUCCAAGGACUUGCAGCCGCACAGUGUGAUCCAAAGACGCCUGGUGGAGGGAAACCAGAGUCAGUUUCAGGGGGAGUCUCCCCCCGCGCAGGCCCCGAUUCACAGCCAGGAGAGCAGGAGGAAGACCAGCAAGACACAGAUUCCUGCUCUUCUGGUGAACUGCAAGUGCCGAGACCAGGAGCUUCGGGUGGCCGUGGACACAGGCACCCAACACAACCAGAUCUCGGCUGGGUGCCUCAGCCGCCUGGGGUUAGGGAAGAAGGUCCUCAAAGCCCCAGGUGGGGACGUGGCACCUGGGCCCCCCACGCAGGUGGAGCAGCUGGAGCUACAGCUGGGCCAGGAGACGGUGGCCUGCUCAGCCCAGGUUGUGGACUCUGCUUUCUCUCAAGUGCUGCAUCGACCUCGAGCAUGGAGUGCUGCGGCUGAGGGCCCCCUUCCCAGAGCUGCCCUUCCUGCCUCUGUACCAAGAGCCUGGCCAGUGACUGAUGAACCAGUCAGUCCCCGGGGGAAGGACCUUGCCUCGGGGAAGAGCCAUGUUGGGGAAUGGGGCAUUACUAGAGCCAGCAACUGCCCAAUCCUCCAGAAGACUUCCAGAAAGAGGGCCCAUGAUCUCAGGGGACUGGCCUCCCCGUUCCCCUCCAAAUCAGGACUGUGGAAAAGGAUGGGUCCUGUCCCUGCUGCCGCCUGCCUUUCUGAUUCUGCGCACAUCUGCUCACAGCUGAGUGGGGGAAGAAACAGGAAACAGAAUACUCCGGUACAGUAGAAAGGCGAGUUGGCAGAGGAGCUUCAGAAGCUUUCUCAGUUACCUUUCCUGGGGUUGCAAAUGUCGGAAGUCAGUUAUUAUUUGAUUUCCCUGUGCAAAACCUUGGGUGUACCUCUAGCAUUUCUCCAGGUGUCUCUCCUCCUCCACUUGCUUUUUUACACUUCAGGGGGAUGGUGAGGAGCCCUGUUGGGAACUGCCCCUACAAGGUGGACAGGAUGGCAGGGCCUGGCCGUACUCAGACUUGGAACCUAACCAGUAGUCUUUCUUAUUUCUAGAACUACUCACCUCAUUAGACGUUCUUCCUUCCCCUCAUCUCUGGCCUCCUGAGCUUGAGCUAGUCUUAUUUUGGAAUCUUAUUUUGAUCCCUUGCCAGGCUCUGAGCCAAAGCACAAAAACAAGGAGGCUUUUCAUCUUCACUGUAAAGAGAGGAACCCAAACCUUAAGGAGCCAGACACCCUGAGCGUCUUUCUGGCAGGUUUGAGUCUCUCAAGUCACGGACGAAGGGGAGAAGAAGACAGUGGUGUAACUAACCUCAGCUAGGGAACUAGGACCUUGGGGUGGAAACAAGAUUGUGAGCCUGGGGUAGACUAGAGGAGAACCAGCUGCCCUGUGACAUCUGGUCUUGCCUUUCCCAGCUGAGUCCCUGACCUCAAGAGAAGAGGGGGCUCACUACCACGCGUGUAAUGUGGGUACCCUGGUCCCUCACUGCCUUGCCCCAUAACCUCUGCUUUCCUGGCUCUGCUUGUUCCUUCCUGCCUCCUGCUGCUUCUAUAACCGCAGACCCCAGACCCAGUGGCAGGCCUUCAGCCCAGCUGCUUCUCCACUUGAAUAAACACCUGUUUCUCUA
Molecule: messenger RNA, 2336 nt
Organism: Panthera uncia (snow leopard)
Lineage: Eukaryota; Metazoa; Chordata; Mammalia; Carnivora; Felidae
Gene: NRIP2
Product: nuclear receptor interacting protein 2
Exons: 8
Coding region: 488-1489 (333 amino acids)
Biological process (GO): proteolysis
Molecular function (GO): aspartic-type endopeptidase activity
Source: RefSeq, a predicted model, not a curated record